UCCAAGUUUGCAUGCAAAAAGCAACUGCGUUUUGGAGAGGGAAGGUACCUGAAGAUCUCGCUCCCUGUACUCUAGUAAAGGCUGUGGUGAAGAGUUUUCCAAAUCUGCUGCUUUUAAGAUUUAAACAGCAGCUUUGCUUGUUGCGAGGAGGUUCGCAGUGAUCCUUGCUAGCAUUGCUUUUUAAGCUGUGUUAAUUUUGUGGCAAGAGUGUCAGGCAUUUCAUACUUGGCUUCCAAAAGAGAAAAAAAAAAAAGUAAGAAAGGCAAGAGGGAGAGAAAAAACCCGACGAGUGUGUGGAAGAAAUCUCCCAGGAAUUUCUUCAAAGUUGUGGUCAGACACAGUAAGGGCUAAAGUGACAAGAAAAGCAAGGCAAAGAUAAAACUUGGUAUUGUGAUAAGAUGUCUGAGUGUAAUGUAGGAGAUUGCAGAAACCUUUUGGGACUACACAUGUUCAUCUUGCCCUGGAUAUGACUGAUUACAAGCUAGUUUUUCUCUAGCGACAAUUCAAACCCCCCCUCAAGAUUAUGUUUCUCUUCCUUGUUGCUUUUUUGUCAGUGGUUUUUAAAAUUGGUUUUGUCAGCCUCUCAGCUCUGCAGCACUGGAACUGUCCUAAUGGAUACAGAUUGAAGACUGAAAACUCUGCUUGUAUAGAUAUUGAUGAAUGCCUUGAAGGUGGUUUGGAAACCUGUGGCCAAACCUGUAUCAAUGUUCCAGGGUCCUACAUCUGCUCCUGUUUGCCUGGCUACACUUUGGACAUCGACAAAAGGUCUUGCUAUGUGAAUGACCCUGCACCAUUCCUACUUUUUAGCCAUGGAAAUGCCAUCUUUAGAAUUGACACUGAAGGGACCAAUCAUGAAAGACUGGUGACUGACACAGGUCAGUCAACGCUUACAGAUUUUCAUUAUGCGGAAGAGAAAGUGUAUUGGGUGGACUCUGAAAGGCAACUACUCCAAAGAAUUCACCUGAAUGGCACAAAACAAGAGAGGCUAUGUUACAUAGAAAAAGGCAUUUCAGGGUUUGCUAUUGACUGGGUAAAUCAAGGCAUUUUCUGGGCCAACAGACAGAAAGCAACCAUAGAAGCAACUGACAUGAAUGGGAAGAAACGAAGAGUUCUUCUAAGAGGUGCUGGUCGUCCCACAAGGAUUACCAUUGAUGCUGCGCAAAGGCUAUUAUUUUGGUCUUCAGAUGGUACUGUUUCAAGCGUACAUCGACUGUCUCUCAGUGGAAGUGAUGUGAGAAGUGUUUUAAGAACUACAGAAAAAAUAAAGGCAAUCUCACUAGAUCUGGUUGACAGAAGGCUCUACUGGAUCCAACAUGACCAUGGGAAAGACAUUUCCCAUAUUGGAUCAUGUGACUAUGAUGGCAGAGCUGUUCGUUUGCUCAAAAACUCUGUCCGACAUCAAUUGCUUGGUAUGUCUCUCUUUGCUGAGUACCUGUACUAUUCAGAGUUGAAAUCUGGUAUGAUAUGGAGAGCCAACAAGUAUACUGGAAAAGUUGUAGUCACAAUUAGCCUGAAGCCAUCAUUUUUUCCACCAGUGGAGAUAAAAGUAGUACAUCCAUUUAAACAGCCGGGUGCAGAAAGAGAUUCUCAGAAUUUUGAAAAAGGAACUUGUGAUUUGAACAAAGAAAAGUGCAGAAGAAGUAUCUGCAGGCCAGACUCAAGGACUCAUCAGUGCAGAUGUUCUAGUGGCUUUAUUUUAAGUCGAAAUAAACAGUUUUGUGAAGAUAUCAAUGAAUGUGGCUUCUGGAAUCAUGGCUGUACUUUGGGUUGUGUGAACAUCCCUGGCUCCUAUUAUUGCACCUGCCCGAGAGGUUUUGUUCUGCUGCCUGAUAGGAAAACUUGCCAUGAGCUAAUUUCCUGUACAAGUAACAACACUGAAUGUAGCCAUGGUUGCCUUCAAACAUCUAAAGGACCUGUUUGUUUUUGUCCUGAAGGAUCUGUACUCAAAGUGGACGGCAAAACAUGCACGGGUUGUACAUCUCCAGAUAAUGGUGGCUGUAGUCAGAUAUGUUCUUCACUAAGUCCAUCCUCCUGGGAGUGUGCUUGUUUCCCUGGAUACAGGCUUCAGCAAGACAGAAAGCACUGCACUGCUAUAGGUCCUAAGCCAUUUUUGUUAUUUGCAAAUGGCCAAGAUAUCCGACAGAUCAGUUUUGAUGGAACAGAUUAUGCAAGUUUACUUGACUGGCAGAUGGGAAUGGUCUUAGCACUGGACUCUGACCCAGUGGAAAACAAGAUUUACUUUGCCCACACUGCCUUGAAAUGGAUAGAACGAGCUAAUCUGGAUGGCUCAAAUCGUGAAAAAAUUAUUCAUGAAGCUAUAGAUAUACCCGAAGGCCUUGCUGUGGACUGGAUUAACCGUAAAUUGUAUUGGACAGACAGAGGGAAGGCGUGCAUUGAAAGGAGCAAUCUGAAUGGAAUGCAAAGAAAAAUGAUCAUCUGGGAGAAUAUCUCCCAGCCCCGAGGGAUUGCCAUCCACCCAUUUACUAAGAGAUUAUUCUGGACUGACAUGGGGGUCAAUUCCCGGAUUGACAGCUCUUCAUUAGAAGGCAUUGAUCGCCAGGUUAUAGCCAGCACUGGUCUGGUGUGGCCCAGUGGAAUAGCUCUUGACUACUUAGCUGACAAGGUGUACUGGUGUGAUGCUAAGAUGUCUGUGGUUGAGAGUGCAAACCUGGAUGGUUCUGGUCGUCGAAUUCUUGCCCAGAAUGAUGUAGGCCACCCUUUUGGUGUAGCAGUGUUUGAGGAUCACCUUUGGUUUUCUGACUGGGCUAGGCCAUCACUAAUGAGGGUGGACAAGAAGACCGGACAAAACAGGGUACGUCUUCGAGGCAGCAUGCUGAGACCCUCAUCAAUGGUUGUAGUUCAUCCUUUGGCGAAACCAGGGGUAAAUCCUUGCCUUUAUGAGAAUGGAGGUUGUGAUCAGAUCUGUGAAAACAAUUUUGGAGUUGCCCAUUGCACAUGCCGUCCAGGAUUUGGGAAAACUCAAGAUGGAAAAGCCUGUCGUGCUCUGGAUGCUUCCAACACAACAGCAGGAAGUGUCUCUGCACACAAGGAAGUAAUGCCAAUGGCAACACCAGACACCUUGCUCCAGAGAACACAAACCAGUGGGAUAUUCAAGGAUACAGACAAUGGGGAAAGGCAGAAUAUUGGCGUUUUCUUGAUGGCUGAAAUCAUGGUAUCAGAUCAAGAUGAUUGCUCAGCACUAGAAUGUUUUGUCAAUGCAGAGUGUGUUUUGCUGGAAGAUGGUGCAAUGUGCCAGUGUUUGAAAGGAUUUACCAGGAAGGGGAAAUCAUGCUAUGAUAUUGAUGAGUGUGCCGUAAAUAUGGACCGCUGUAAUAGAAACGUUUCAGUCUGCAUCAAUACGGAAGGGGGCUAUGUUUGUAAAUGCCUGGAAGGCUACACUGGAGAUGGAGUCCAUUGCUACGAUAUUGAUGAGUGCAAGAUGGGGUCCCACACCUGUGGAGAGAACGCAGCCUGUGCAAAUACAGAAGGAAAUUUCACUUGCUUGUGUGCUGAUGAUACUUCUAGAACUGUCAUCAGUUCCAAAGCUACUGUCACCCCCACUGUUGUCAGCAAUGAAUAUUCUACAGUCCCUGUGCAAGGUGAUAUUGUAGGAUGCCCUCCUUCAUAUGAGUCAUACUGUCUCCAUGGUGGAGUGUGCAAUUAUGUUGCUGAUCUACAAGACUAUGCCUGCAACUGUGUGACAGGCUACGUUGGGGAGCGGUGCCAGUUCAGUGACCUGGAGUGGUGGGAGCAGCAGCAUGCUGAGCGGGUGAAGAUGCGGAAUAUCACCAUCACUGUGUGUGUAACAGGGCUGGUCCUCCUGCUCCUGCUGGGCUUCCUGGCUGCCUACUGCCACAGAAGUCAAAACCUGUCUAGGAAGAAUCUCUAUGCAGAAGCGAUAAGAGAAGCCAGCAGCCAUGCUGACAAUGAGAACGUGACAGCUACUAGCAACAAGUCUCGGUUUGCGGUUGUUAAGGAGUGUAACAGUUCUCUGGAGACUAAAGCGGUUGAUCUAAUUGAGUGUGAGACAGCAGAUCCUCAUCCUGCCUGUCCUUCAGAAUAUGUGGAAGAACAGCCUAUAACAUAUAACAAAGCAGCAGAGACUUUGGCAGAAGAGGAGAAAGAACAAGGUUGUCACCAAGAGGUUCCUGUUGGUGAGAAAUCAUAUCAACCCAUGGGAGCAGAAAGGGACCCUCCUCAGGCUCCCUGGAGCAUCCACCCGAAGCCCCUGCUGGAAAGGGACCACUGCAAGCUUGCUGCAGCAAGCCUACUGAUGCAGCCAGACUAGAAGCAGCCUGGGUCUGAGCAGGAAAAGGAGGAAAGAUUAAGGCAAUAGAGAAUGGAAACUCAUUAAACACUGAAGCAGUCCCUUUUUUAUUCAAAUCUGCCUUAGGAAAAAGCAAACGACAGCCCACAAAUCAAAACAGAACAGAGGAGUCCUUACCACUCCUUCCCUGUCAUCUCUGCUUGGAAGAAUUACUGUGAGCAAUGUAUUAACAAUGAGUACUCUAUUAACUAUCACUUUAAGGGUCACUGCUGCUAACUUCAUUAGCUGCCUGCUACAAGGACACUGAGGGGAAAACUGACAAAUGGGUGAUUUUUCGAAGUAUUUUCUAGUGGAGUUGGUUGCAAACAGUGGUCUCUGCAUGUACACAGACUCUGGAAAUUGCCUAGAUAAUGGUCCACAAGGACAACUGCAGAGAAACUGGGAUGGAAGAUUGUGCAGGAAAAUGAGUUAAAAAAGAAUCUUUAUUACAGUAUUGUUCAUGGACACUAUAAGCCUUUUCCAGUUCUGCCUUCAGGCCAGAGUAACUUCUUGGACUUCACCAGAGAUAUUCUUGGAUCUUCUUCUGUAAGUGAGCACCAAAUGCAAUCUUGCAUUUCUCAGGUUUGAUGGGCUGGAGGAUUGUUUGUGAGCAUAUGGUGUUAACUAUGGUCAUGUCUAUGAAGUGAGAGGUAAUAUUUGAGGGGAAAGGUGUUUCUUCCAUUCAAUUUUCCAGUCUACACUGGUUCUUCAGAGCAUUUCAGGAUUGUUUCUGGAGUGAGGCUGUGGGUCUGAGUCCGCUUUCAGCCCCGCAAGGGGGUAUGUGCUGGAGCUGUCCU
Molecule: messenger RNA, 5103 nt
Organism: Neopsephotus bourkii (Bourke's parrot)
Lineage: Eukaryota; Metazoa; Chordata; Aves; Psittaciformes; Psittacidae
Gene: EGF
Product: epidermal growth factor
Exons: 25
Coding region: 524-4288 (1254 amino acids)
Molecular function (GO): calcium ion binding
Source: RefSeq, a predicted model, not a curated record